AUGGCAAACCUAUCUGCCCUCGGCAGUGCCGAGGCGCAAUGUACAGCCGUCGCUACAAAGCGCGGAGAGGUACUGCUCAUCGCGGACACGCUGGGGAAGAGUCAUGAUGGCGAGAAGCAACUCUUCCAGGGCCUCACCUUCUCUGUUGUUGCAGCCCAUAACCCCGUGACGGCGUCCGUAUGCCGUUCUGCGCCGUGCACCGUGCUGCUCUAUGUGUGCUGUAUAUCCUACAGGGCCGGCGACAAGCUGGCAGUUGUGGGUCCUAACGGCAGCGGCAAGUCAACGCUGCUCAAAGUAUGUCACGGGUUACGGGAGGGGCGGGGGGAGGGCGGGAAGGGUAGGAAAAAGAAGAGCAGGGCGGGCAGGACAGCGGUGCUCGCCGGUCAGACGGAUUUCGACCAGGGCAGCAUCAGUCGCAACAAAGGAGCCCGUGUGGGUUUUCUUGCCCAGGAGCCCCCCCUCCCCGCCGGGGUGACGGUACUGCAAGCCGUACUACAAUCCGACUCGGACAUGGCCAGGGCCGUACAGGAAUACCAGAGAGCUCUGGCGACUGCCAACGGGGCCCUCACGAAGGAUUUGGAGGUGGCCAUAGAGAAGAUGAACACCUACAAUGCCUGGGAGAUAGACGGGGAGGCCAAGAGGGUGCUGGAGGCGGUGGGCAUUACCGACCUGAAUGCGCCGGUCGACAAGGUGCGGGAGCCCACCAACCACAUGGACGUUCACAUGAUUCGGUGGAUGGAGAGGGAGCUCAAGUCGGGCGACAUGGCGGUGGUGCUGGUGACGCAUGACAGGUACUUCAUGGAGGCGGUGUGUGACCGGCUGCUGGAGUUGGACGGGGGGAGGGCCUUCGUGCACAACUUUGGAGGAGCCAACAGCUACACCUUGUUUAAGGAGGCGAGGGAGUUCCGCCGCAAGUCCCAGGCCAACGCCGCCGCCGACGCGCGCACCCUGUUCCGGCGGGAGGCGGAGUGGAUGGCCCGCCAGCCCAAAGCCCGCCAGGCCAAGAGCAUCGCCCGCCAACAGAGGUUCUACGAACUCACGGAGCGAGCCAAGGAUGCGCCCACAGCCGACCUCAAAGUGGACUUCGGAAAUGCCGCGGGGGCUAUGGCCCGACAGGGCAACAAGGUUAUCCGUUGCGAGCGUCUGGGCUACUCGCUUCCAGGCAGCGACCAACCGAUCAUUCGGGACUUCACAUUCGACUUCCAGCCGGGGACAAAGCUGGGCAUUGCAGGCCGCAACGGUGCGGGCAAGACCACCUUGCUGGACCUCAUUGCGGGCCGCAAGCAGCCCACCAGCGGCAAGCUGGACGUGGGGGAGACCUCCGUUGUUGGCUACUUGACCCAGUACCCCCCCGCCAUACGGGAUGACCUGAGGAUCAUUGACUACAUUCGAGAAAUUGCUGACAGCCGUAAAGCCAAGUUGGCGGCUGCUGGGGGUGCCAUUGAGCCCAUGGACUCGCCAGAGGUGCUCCUGGAAAAGUUGGGAUUCCCCCGCCCUCGGCAGUUCCAAAAGGUCUCUUCCCUCAGCGGGGGGGAGCGCAGGCGGCUGCACCUGGCCUCGGUGCUGGUGGAAAGACCCAACGUACUCAUACUGGACGAGCCCACCAAUGACCUGGACCUGUCCACAGUGGAGGUGCUCGAGGAGCAGGUCCGGGCCUUCCGGGGGGUGCUGUUGACCGUGUCCCACGACCGGGCCUUCAUGGACAACGUGGCGGAGCGGCUCAUGGUGCUGCAGGGGGAUGGGCUGGUCAGGAUGUUCGACGGGAGCUAUUCGGAGUACCUGGAGCUGAUGGACGAGCAGGCGGCCGCUGAGGCGGCAGCGGCGGCUUUGGAGCAGCGAAUAGCGUCUGGCAGUGCAGCUAGCAGCGGCAGCAGCUGGGAUUCCGACGGGGAAGAGGGCAGCACCAGCAGCAGUAGAGGUGGCAAAGGCAAGGGUGGCAUGGGAAAGCAGCAGCAACAGAAGCAGCAGCAGGCGGAGGCUAAGGCGUCAUCCGGUCCGACCGCGCCAUCAAAGAAACCCCGGAAGCUAGGAUAUUACGAGCAACAGGAAUACCAGAAGCUGACCCGGGAGAUCGACGAGCUCAACGCCAAGCGCGACGCCCUGAACGACCGAGUGAUGGAGCUGGCUCAGAGCGGCAGCGACCUGGCUGCGCUGGAGGCAGCCAGCAGGGAGAUGGCGGCCAUUCAAGAGACGGUGGAUGUCAAGUCGGAGCGGUGGCUGGAGCUGGCGGAGCUGGCGGGGGACAUUUAA
Messenger RNA from Volvox carteri f. nagariensis, 2250 nucleotides. RefSeq lists its product as uncharacterized. The transcript is spliced from 17 exons. The record is from RefSeq and is a predicted model, not a curated record. Gene Ontology annotation, molecular function: ATP hydrolysis activity; DNA binding; ATP binding. Bases 1 to 2250 code for a protein of 749 amino acids. Lineage: Eukaryota; Viridiplantae; Chlorophyta; Chlorophyceae; Chlamydomonadales; Volvocaceae.